AUUAAUCUAAUAUUAAAUUCAAUAAUUAUUAUUAUAACAAUCAUAACAAUUAUUUUAAUAAUAAUUACUACCCUAAGAAAAAAAACAAUUCUUGAUACACAAAAAUCAACACCAUUUGAAUGUGGGUUUAAUCCAAUAUCUUACAAUCGAUUACCGUUCUCCAUCCACUUUUUUAUAAUUGCAGUAAUCUUCUUAAUUUUUGAUAUUGAAAUUAUCCUAAUUAUACCUAUAAUUCUUACUAUAAAAAUAGUUAUAUUAAAAUACUGAAUUAUUACCUCAAUAACCUUUAUUUUAAUUCUAAUUUUAGGUUUAAUACACGAAUGAAAAAACGGAAUGCUUAAAUGAACUGAAUAA
This is a messenger RNA of Macrosteles quadrilineatus (aster leafhopper), 354 nucleotides long. Lineage: Eukaryota; Metazoa; Arthropoda; Insecta; Hemiptera; Cicadellidae. The record is from the annotation of a RefSeq genome assembly.